UCAGCAACGUCCUCUCUCUCUGUCUCUGUCUCUGUCUCUCUCAUUAUCACUCUCUCACUCUCUCUGUUUUGGUGUCCAUCUUCGUAACAUUCCACUGUGAGUCUUGUUUGAAUUUUCUCUCUUUAAUUUUGGAGAUGGAAAUCUUGCCCUUGAAUGCUCUGCCGAUAGGGUACCGAUUUAGUCCGACGGACGAAGAACUCAUCAAUCAUUUCUUACGCUCCAAGAUCAAUGGCGAUGAAGAGGCUGUCAGGCAUAUUCGUGUUGUUGAUCUCUGUAAUUUGGAACCCUGGGAUUUGCCUGGUAUGUCUCUGAUAGAGACGAAUGAUAAUAAGUGGAUCUUCUUCUGUCCCAAAAAUUUUGAGCAUAGGAGCCGAAAGAGAAUGAACAGAGCGACUAGGGCUGGGUACUGGAAAGUGACGGGCAGGAAUAGAUUGAUCAAGUCUGUUGAUGGAACGAGUGAGAUUGGCGAGAAGAAGACUUUGGUGUUCUAUACUGGGCGUUCUGGUAAAGGGCCGAAGAAGACUAACUGGGUGAUACAUGAGUACUGUGCAUCCAGUGAUGUGCUUGACGGCACUAAUCCAGGGCAGGGUUCAUAUGUCCUGUUUAAGUUAAUCAAGAAGAAGCUAGACAUAAUGCAGAGUGAGAGCACUGAAGGUUCAAACAGAACUACUCUUGAUACUUCUUUACCUAUUGAGAUCCGUGUUGCUGAUAAUGUAGGAGAUAAAUCAAUUGUCCAAGAUAAGAUCCCUGAAGGUUCAAACCGAACAACUCUUGAUACUCCUUUACCUAUUGAGAACUGUCUUGCUGAUAAUGCAGGAGAUAAAUCGAUUUUCCAAGAUAAGAUCACCGAAGGUUCAAACGGAACAACUCUUGAUAGUCCUUUACCUAUUGAGAACUGUGUUGCUGAUAAUGCAGGAGAUAAAUCGAUUUUCCAACCGGAUCUUGAUCCAGAUUUGUUGAGACAUCUUGUUGACCCAAGUCUGGAACCACUAGAUUUCCUUGACAAAAUUCAAUCCCCAUCGCACUCGUUAAAUUUGCUCCAUGUUGGUCCUGACCCCAAUGGGGUGUUGACUGAGCACUUGGCUUCAGUCGUAGCGAAAGAUUCUGGAAGUUACAAGAAUUUGGCUGUUGAAAGUGAGCCCCUUAAUUAUAUUAAUCUUAAUGGGUGGGUCUCCUAUUUUGACACAGAAGUGCCUCGGGCACAGUUUGAUUCUCAAGGAUCAAGCAGUAAUAGCAAUGUCGUCAGCAAUGUUGACACUUUUGGAACCGGAAUCAAAUUAAGGGCUCGCCAACCUCGUGAUCAAACUAGUUCCAAAAACUUUGGGUCACAGGGUAAUGCACGAAGAAGAAACAGGCUGCAGAAGAAACUUCAAGAUCCAUCCUUGUACCAGAGCAAUUUUACAGAUUUGAGCUACAACGAAGAAAACCAUGAAGCUAAGGCUGAAGGAGCUGAAGAAGAGCAUAGUGUCACUGCUGAUCCUGAUGCUAUCAUAGAUGAAACCCAGGAUACAUCCCUUUCCAAGUCCAGUGAUGUCACAAAAGUUGCUCAAGAAUUGGCUUGGAACAUGAAAUCAAGAAGUGAUUUUCCAAGAAGUGGUGACGAAGAGGUUCCUUCUGCGUCUUUGAAAGCUCCUCCUGCAUUGUUCUUCUUUUUCUCAUCUAUGCAUAUGCUUGGGGUACUUUUUGGCCGUGUUGUCCAUUGUUUCUGUGGGUUUAUGGAGAUGCGUUGAGUUUUGAAGUUGAUCAGAGAAAUUGGCCCAUAGUUAAUGUUCUAAUCAGGCAACCGGGAUAAGACAGAUAGGACGUUCAUUUUGUUUAUGCUUAUAUAUAUAUAUAUAUUUUCUUCCUAUGCAGUCUUUUAACUUUGUAUAUACAACAGCAGUUGGACUUGUACGUCUGUAGAAUUUUGAAAUGGAAAUGAUGUAGAAGUAUUUAGGUUA
Molecule: messenger RNA, 1940 nt
Organism: Camellia sinensis
Lineage: Eukaryota; Viridiplantae; Streptophyta; Magnoliopsida; Ericales; Theaceae
Biological process (GO): regulation of DNA-templated transcription
Molecular function (GO): DNA binding
Source: RefSeq, a predicted model, not a curated record